This is a messenger RNA of Caenorhabditis bovis, 885 nucleotides long. The record is from the annotation of a GenBank genome assembly. NCBI's taxonomy places the organism in Eukaryota, Metazoa, Nematoda, Chromadorea, Rhabditida, Rhabditidae.
AUGUAUUUAUAUUUUAUUCAGAAACAGCCGACCACGUGCCUUUGUUUACCGGCGAAAUGUUUCAUGGACACGUUGCAAGCAAUGAUUUUCAUUUUGUUGGCUGUUUUGCUGUUCAAUAAUUCAGAAAUGCCGAUACCGAUUUUGUUUGCUGUUCAAUGCAUUGUGACUCUCGGCUAUAUUUACGAGAUCGCUCCCAUUAUUGGAAUCCAUAUUUUAAUUCAGUUUAUCGGACUUUUUUGCCACGUGUUUACCACUGCCAUCGCUUUUGUGAUUCUUUUCAGACCGGAUCUGCAGAAUGACAUUCAAAAGUAUGCAAUCCUUUCUCCCAUCUACUUCAAAGAGGGUCUCGCAUUUUCGGGAUGGUAUUGGCUUGCAUUGUUCGUUCUUUUCAUAGUGAUCUCCUAUUUGAUUGAGCUCAGCAUGUCGGUUUUGACUUACGUGAUGUCGAAGAAAGCGUAUGCUCGCGCUGCCGCCGAAUUCGCCGACACCACCCAAGGAAUCUAUCAUUAUAAUGCGGAUGCUUAUGACGGACGCAGCACCGACAGGCUCUAUCCCGAACUGAUCAUGCUCGCAAUUUUACUUGUUGAUAUUGUGAAGCUCAUGGUUUUCACAGCGAAAUGUCACGGGUUAAUUCUGGUGUACAUUGUGAGCAUGUUAGCGGCGAAUGGAUUCUUCGGGUUUGCACAUUAUAAAGAAGCUUAUGCGUUAAUAUUUGUCCAUGUGAUGACAUUGAUUGGCUUCAUAAUUGCCCAUACAGUAGCCAUAUUCGUCCUGGAGUUGAACAUGAAAUGUAAGAUUUUAGAGAAUUUGAUUGAGCUUAAGAAUCUAUUUAGUGUGCCAAGACGAUCAGAGAUGUUCGCUAUUGCAAGAUCUGCUCGAAACUAA